UCUCUCAUCUCUCCACCUCUCUUAGCACCAUUUCCUCCAGAAAGACGGAGAGUGCAAGGCAAACGUGUGUUUCUGCUGCCAGUGCAUAUGACGAUUCAAAAACAAUUCCUCAAUGCAAAGUCCAUCACAAACUGUUUUGCUUGCUCAAAGGGAACGCAAGAUGAGUGGUGAACUAAUAUAAAAAAGAAAUCCUCACAGCGUCACAAAAACCUGGGCAAAAGAGACUCUUAUAAAUCGAUCAAUGGCCUCAGGCUCCCCAAUUUCCUUUGGGAUUAAUAAGGUAUCUGCCUGGUAUCUUUGAGCGCUCAAAAGAAACAACCAAAAUGAGCAUCCCAACUAGUUUCAAGGGACAUGGGCUUGUUGAGAGAGCGGAAAAGAUGGCAAACAAAGCUCCAAUCCAAUUCCCUGGCACUGGCGAUGACAACGCCAAUCAAUUCACCUCUUUGAGUGAUCAAGGAGGAAUGUUAGAGGACACAGGAUGCAAUAAGACCUCACUCCCACCUUUGGUAUCACAAAGUGAAUCCCACGACAAGAUGAUCAUCUGGGGCUCUGAGCAGCAGUGUUCCGACGCGGGGUUCCGUGAGAUCGAGCUUGUGGAGUGUCCGGACAUACAUCCGUUCUUGAGCAACCCAAAUGAAGAAGAAGACGAAGAUGGGGGAAGCACAGGAGAAGGUAAAGAUGAGGGGCCAAUGUCGAUAUCCUCCAGUUCAACCGCCAGCUCGACUUCAACUGGGGUGAGGAGGAACGACAACGACAGCAACAAAGUGGAGAGCAGAAGUCGGAGGGACAAAGAGGAAUGGAGAAAGAAUACAUGUCGUAGUACAGAGCAAGUGGGAGGCUUGUCCGAAGAAGAGAACCCUAACGCGGGGAGAGGAGGGCUCAAGCAGUCCAAGUCGGAAACCAACGUGUUUGUCUCCAAUCUGGCCACAAUGAAUCUCAGUGGAAGUCUGUCCAGCACCCUGGAUUCUACUUUUAUCUGUCUGCCCAGCUCUAAGCCCGACAUUUGUUACGCUACCUCAGCCCAAGCUCCAAGAAGGCCACAUCAAGUAGAUGACAAGCCUCCACCAUUGCGCUAUCAGGAGAAACAAGAUCAAUGGCACAGUCAGGAUGAGACACAAGAUGAGAGAAGCCAGUACAAAAAUGGAUCAUCCUCUAAUGGUGGUGGUCUGGGCCAAAGACGAAGGGCUGGAUUUGAAGAAAGGGUUCUACCGCCAAGGCAACAACAGCUCGUCAGACCCCUUUGUCAGUCAGAAAUGGGUCGAGCUCAAAACCUAGCAGAGCUUGGCGGUCAGGCUUCUGAAGUUGGCCGAUCAACAUUUUCACAAAGCCAUACUCACACCGGCGCAAACAAAAAGCUUACAAAAUCAUCUCUACGUGAACCAUCCGAUUUUUCACACCUUUACAACACAUAUGGAGUCUUCCAAUCUAGACAGCCCAACCAGGAGGCCAAAAAGGAGGUUUUGUUAGUGGAAAAGCAGCAAGCUUCAGUGACAAAGACCUCCUCCAAAUCUUCCACCAUGGAGAGACAACCCCAGACUCAGUUCACCUACAGACGGAAUUGCUCCAGUCCCAAAAGAACAUUUACACCUCCCCAUUCCCCUCUCAGGACACCCCAGGGCUCACCAAACAGGCAGGCCUCAAUGUACCUCAUCUCAAAGGAUCCACGUAGAGGAGGACUUCAACACCACACCCCAUCAGGAGGAAGCCCCGAUAGAAAGGCACCAGCUCAGGGCCACGAUAUGAGAGCACCAGUUAAGACCAACCUAACAGGAAUCCCUCAAGCGCCUCUAAACAACCAGCAAAGCUCCCCCAACUCCAGCCCCAAAGACAGCUCUCCUUCACCCAAACUUAAACCCAAAGGAGUCCGUCCAAAAAUUAUCACUUACAUUCGGAAAAAUCCUCAACUGAAGCCUCAGGCUGUUGACGGACCUUAUCAGGUAUCGUCUUUACCAGCACGCUUGUCCACAUACGCACAUGGUACAGGUGCAACACCCAGUUCCUUCAAAGAUAUUCCGAAAGGCCCCUUUAAGCCUGAAAAGGAAACCAGAGGGGCACCAGUACUCAGUGCCUCCAACUUGCUUUACGACAAGUUCCACAAAGACAUGCAAACAAAUAUCUUCCCGUCAGGGGUGUUGAGUCGGAGUAUCCGAGCGCCGGGACUUACAAACACCGUCCCUCCGACGCAUAACCACAGCUAUACGGCGCCCCCAAAGCUGGCCAGCAAAACGGACGACUUCUACGGAGCACACUCUGAGGUCGGGAGAUCCGCCAGUUUUAAAGAGAGUUUUGCAGAUGACCCACUACAGCUUCGGACAGCUACUCAGACUGGAGGAAGCGGAAGUCUCUUGCGUUCUGGCAGAGGUUUACGUUUAGGCUUGGGAGCUGUGACCAGGACGGCUUCCGCCUCAGUCAAAGGCAAAGAAUCUAGUGCGAGUCAGAGGUCAACAAUCAGCCAACCGAUUCAACAAGCCUGCUUAGCAGCCAGCCAGAAGAGCCGCAAUACCGCAGCUGACGAUGAGGUUUUCGCCCCUGAGGCUCCGGCAUCGGCACAAGCACAGCCGGUAAACGGCAGAUCCCUACUUCCCAAAGCAAGUCAAUCAGGCCUCCGCGCCCCCGGCUUCAGCUCCACCCGUCUCCCCGUGGGUCGCCUGGCAGCUUUCGGCUUCGUCAGGAGUUCCAGCGUCUCCUCCGCGCACUCCAGCGACAGUGACCCCAACAGGGCGACUCACCGUCUAAGUGUGAGUGAGGACCCGCCUCUCCAUAGAGUGACCGGCGCACCUCCAUUAACGGAUCACCAGAGAGCUGCGCCAUGUCGCAGCAACAGCCUUCAACCUCCGUCUACCCCGGCACUACCGCGCCGAUACCUGCCCGCUCAACCAAGAAGCUCCCCUGGGGUUGGCAGGAAAGAGUUCCAGCGGAGUUCCGAGGUAACGCGCUCCCUCCCGUCCUCCCCAAAGAGGCUGGCAGUUGUUCCACCCAAACCUCAGUCACCAGUGCAGUCAGGUCAGCGAGCUGCAGGAGGACCAGCCCGGGGGUCUGCCCCCCCUGGCUCCCCUCGCCGCGUUCCUCCCCUGAAGCUGCAGCAAGAGAAGGAAGAUGCUCAGCAGAGAGAAGAAGAAAGGAAAGCACAGCAGAGGGAGAAGGAGGAGCAACGUGAGGAGCUGGAGAGGCUGCGCGGAUGCUGUGAGCGGCAAGAGAAGCAACUGAGGGCCCUUGAAGAAGAACUGAGGAAGACCUCUUUGGGUUUGGAAGCCUUCAUCGUCACUACUCAGCAUUACCGCCUCAAGAAUGAAACCGCAGAAGCGAAUGAAACAAACUUGCUCCAGGAAAUACAAAAGGUCAAAGAGCAACUGGUGUCCAACUCUGCAAACUGGGAAAGACUCAAACUGGAAAAGGCCGCCGUGGAAUCGGCAUUCGAUCGAGAGCUGCAGGAGCUGCAGGUGCAGCAGGAAACGGAACUGGCCGCCGUGGAGGAGAGCCUACGCAAGUGUCACUCGGCCGAGACGGAACACCUGAAGGCUGAGCAUCAGUCGCAAAUGGAGGAGCUCAGGACCCAGCAGCAAGAACAGGUGGAGGAGAUGACAGCUCACCACCAGGCAGCCAUUCAGGAGCUCAGAGAUAUGCAUAACAUCACCAUGGCAACACUGCAUGAGGAGCAUGCCCGAACCAUGAGAGACUUAAGGAAAGCUCACGAGCAACAGAAGAUGUUCCUUGAGGAGGAUUUUGAGAAGCUAAGGCUUUCUCUUCAGGAUCAAGUGGACACGCUCACUUUUCAAAACCACAGUCUGCGGGACAAAGCCAAACGCUUUGAAGAGGCGCUGAGGAAGAGCACCGACGAACAGAUACUUGAUGCCUUAGCGCCGUACCAGCAUAUUGAGAAGGAUCUAAAGAGCUUGAAGGAGGUUGUGGAAAUGAAGAACCAGCAAAUACACCAGCAAGAGCAGAAGAUCGCAGACCUGGAAAAAGUGGCCCAAAAGAAUGUGUUCCUGGAGGAGAAGCUCCAAGUUCUGCAGCAACAAAAUGAAGAUCUGACAGCUCGGAUUGAAAGGAACCUCACUUUAUCCAGACAACUGUCCGAAGAGAACGCCAACCUCCAGGAAUCAGUGGAGAAGGAGAGCACGGCGAAAAAGCGACUCAGUCAGAACAACGAGGAGCUGCUGUGGCGUCUUCAGACCAGCCCGUUGAUGUCUCCCUCGUCCUCGCCCCUCCAUCGCGCCUUCUCUACCUCCCCCAUCCCGUCAUCUCCACUGUUCUCAUCGUCACCUGCACCUCCACUGGGCUGCCACUCCCCCAGCCACUGCCAAGGCUGCCCCCAGCAGCCACAGUCCUCCUCGCCCUUCCACACGGUCAAUCGGAAUUACUCACCCGGCCCGGGCACACCCACCCACAGAUCGGCAACCAAUCAGAAUCACUCACCGGGCCCGUGCACACCCACUCAUAGAGCAACGGCCAAUCGCAAUUCGGUAGCCUGUCUCACUUUGCAGAGAUAAAAACUUAUUUGAUUUAAAAUAAUAAUACUCUCUCCUUGCCCUCGCCGAACGUGAAAUGUAUUCUGUUGUGUCCACAAUGACAUCUGAAAGUCUUAAACGCUUUGACACGCAAAGGUCAUUUUUACCCAACAUGCAAGAUGACUCAUUCCAAUGAAUUCACUUUCGGGAUCAACAGAGAGAGGAAGUGGCACGCGAGAACAAAUUCCUCCUGUGCCCAGAACGCAAAUGUAUUCUACGUUAAACACUCGCCCAUUGGGUUGAGUUCUGUUUUACGGAGCUAAAUCCCCAAACAAAGCGCCUUACUUCCGCCAUUUCACCAGCAAAAGUCAAUUUUUAUUCAAUAUUUGUCCUUUUGAAUUGGUUUAAGGGAAUUCCUCUGCCUCACCAAGAUAUAAUGGAUUGUCUUUCACUUACCAUGGAACCUCCAAUGUGGAACGCAAUCAAUUUUAGCACACUAAUAAUUCUUCCCAAAUGUCAUCAUUUGCGGUUUAAAAGUCAAAUAUUUGCAUAAAAACAUGAUUGGAUUUUUUUGCUUUGACUUGCAAACAAAAUCUUGACAUAUGAGCACUGAAUGAUGGCAGUGAACUCAACUCAGUCUGGAAAAUAAUAAAAAAUGGGGGGGGGGGGGGGGUAAUCGCUGGUUCUGAUACUACCUCUGAAAAAAAAAAUUUCCAGCUUCUUCCCCAUCUGUGUAAAAGAGGCUUCAAACCUAUUUGUUUUGCUACUUAAGCACGCAUGCACUGUGAAUGUCUUCCAGUCUUAUUAUUGCUGUGGUUUGUUUGCCUAUUUAUUGAGCUAACUUUAUGAGGGAAAUGAAUAGUACAGGGGAGAGAGAGUCUUGAAAUGAAAACAAUAAGCUAGAAACAGUGGAACCUCCAAAUUCAAACUUUUAUUUUGAAAAAUAAAUUCAUUUAUUUCAGCUUGAAAUAUUUGCUAUGAGAAAAUUGAUUAAGAGGUCAUAUUAAGUAGGGCUGCAAGAUUAUAGAAAUGGCUUCUCUCAAUCUAGAAAACAAUAUCAUGUUUAACUCAGCAUCGACUUGGGGAGUGAUAUUCUUCAAAUAACUAUUUCCUGAAAAAUUAGAACGCUCUUCAAAAUGUACAACUUUUUUGACUUUAGGGGCUCCACUGGCAGAACGUUAUACUUCAGUUUGUGAAGAUUAUUUUAAACUCUUCUUAAAAGAAUAUUUUAAAGGGAAAAAAACAGAUGUUUCUGCUUUAUCAGAACAUGUAUUUACCAGUAUAUGUUCUAAACUUUUUCAAAUUUCUCAAAUGUUAUCAUUCAGGGAAUUUCACUUCUUUCCAAUGUCUUUGUUUUAUAGCUUCUACUUGGUCCAUUUUUUUUUUCCUUAAGAAAAACAAAUGCAAUAGAAAUCAACCAGGAUUGUAAUGUACUCACAGGGUGCUCAUUGGGGCUGCUUUGACCAAGUCAUCCUGAUUUUCAAUCCGUUUACACCAAUGGUGUCCUGUUAAAGAGCGGAACAGGUAUUUAGUCUUUGCAUGAAAACAAAAUGCUGUAAAUAAACUUAUGUCAGAGAGAAUGAUGAGACAAAAGAGUUCUAUGAGGGCACUGGUCAUGUGUUCUUUUACAGCAGGCAGUGGGGGGGGGGGGAGACCUACACAUGAACUAAUGAUAAACAUUUGUUCAAUUGUUGCGAUUUAAAGAUUGUAAAAAAGUCCCCAAAAGAUUGCCCACUGCCGUGUUACAGCAUUUCGUGUUGCACUUUUCUUUUUCUCAAAACAAACUGUAAAGUUGACACUAAUUAGCCAUACCAGCACUUUUAAUAGCCAUGAAAAGCAAAGUAUGUCAUGACGAGGGACUACAAGGGUUUUUUUUUUCUACGGUUGGUAGACAGGGUUAAAGAGAGGAACGUGAACGGGAAAAAAAAUUUGUACAAAAACUGCCAGUCACUCAGUCACUGUGUUUUCAAAUAUUUACAAUUGUACUUCAGGGUCACUUCAGGUGUAAAAAGAAUACCGUUUACAACAACAGUUUGCAACAAUAACAGCUACAUAUAAUUUAAACAAGACCUGACCAGUGUGUCCUGUGGACAUCUGUAUCUCGCUCUGAAUGGGGGGGGAGGGAAAUGUAAUGUAUUUUCUACCAUUCACGUGAUUUGAUGAAACAACCUAAACAAUACUGCAUUUGUAGCAGCCAUUUAAUGUCAAUAUGUAGCACUUAGAAUGAGACAAGUCAUAAUUGUCUUUUACACAAGGGUUGCAUUUGUAAAUUGUGUUUUGUUUGAAAGCACUAUUUGGCUUUUUGUAAUUUUUUUCCUCAGUCAUUUAAUUUCAAGGUAAAUGACACCAUUUGGUCCUGAGAGAAUGAAUGUGUUUGUUCUGGCUCUGAUUGUAUGUUUGAAUGUAAAUACAUUUACCACACAACUUGUGUCUUAGUGCACCAAGAAAAUAAUAGAAGCAUGCUUUGUCAGUCUUUGCUAUUUCUCUGCAUUGAACUUCUAGCAUUGUAAUGGUCGACAUGUAGUUCUAAAGUGUGGCAGACCAACUUGAUGAAUGUCAUUUGAAGACAAAUGUAUGUAUGUAUAUGUUUGGAAAUUGGUCCUGCGCUUAUCAACCUCCGUUGUGUUAGAAUAGCUCUCACAAGAAUUAAAGUUUACUUGAACAUUC
Molecule: messenger RNA, 7115 nt
Organism: Syngnathus acus (greater pipefish)
Lineage: Eukaryota; Metazoa; Chordata; Actinopteri; Syngnathiformes; Syngnathidae
Gene: mtus2a
Product: microtubule associated tumor suppressor candidate 2a
Exons: 16
Coding region: 324-4490 (1388 amino acids)
Cellular component (GO): cytoplasm; nucleus
Molecular function (GO): microtubule binding
Source: RefSeq, a predicted model, not a curated record